Molecule: messenger RNA, 363 nt
Organism: Diatraea saccharalis (sugarcane borer)
Lineage: Eukaryota; Metazoa; Arthropoda; Insecta; Lepidoptera; Crambidae
Source: the annotation of a GenBank genome assembly
AUGUAUCUGGUCCGUGGGGGUUCAGAUAUAAAAGAGAUAGCCAAUCGUCUUUACCAAAAAGAAGUUCUUCUUACUGAAGAAGUACAAGACCAGCUCCUACAAUGUCUAGAUACUUUGAAGAAAAGGAUCGAGCAUGAAGGUCCUACUGGCAAAAGGUUCUACAUCUACAAAACGUUGCAAACUCAUAUACUGCCUCUUACUAAUGUGGCUUUUGACAAAUCUGGGAAAAGAUGCAUAACGGGCAGCUACGACCGGACCUGCAAGGUAUGGGAUGUGGAUUCUGGGAAAGAGUUGAAGACACUAGAGGGUCAUCAGAACGUUGUCUACUCCGUAGCCUUCAACUUUCCUACAUGGUGUGGUUAA